This is a messenger RNA of Salvelinus fontinalis (brook trout), 4240 nucleotides long. Its product is annotated as serine/threonine-protein phosphatase 4 regulatory subunit 1-like. Gene Ontology annotation, molecular function: protein binding; protein phosphatase regulator activity. Lineage: Eukaryota; Metazoa; Chordata; Actinopteri; Salmoniformes; Salmonidae. The transcript is spliced from 19 exons. The record is from RefSeq and is a predicted model, not a curated record. Gene Ontology annotation, biological process: protein dephosphorylation. The coding region runs from base 123 to 3194 and encodes 1023 amino acids.
UUCACCGAUUUGAUACUAUCCGAACCGCUCGUUGUUCAGUUUUUAACCGCGGCUCCAAUUUUCUCCCUCUCCAGUUGAAGCCUCAUCUGCCCAUACCACUUUAAAUGUAGGACCAGGACAAGAUGGCGGAUAUAUCUUUGCUCAAAGAGGAUUCACAGGAGGAGUUGGACGGAUUUGGUGUGGAUGACUACAGCUCAGAGUCUGACAUCAUUAUUAUACCUUCAGCCUUGGACUUUGUAUCGCAAGAUGAGAUGCUGACUCCUCUUGGAAGAUUGGAUAAAUACGUGGCUAGCGAAAACAUUUUUAACAGACAAAUGGUGGCGCGAAGUUUGUUGGACACACUUAAAGCUGUAAAUGAGGAUGAGCGGGACUGUAUCACUGUCUUGGAGAGAGUGGGCCGACUGGCCGAUGACUCAGAGCCCACUGUAAGAGCAGAGCUAAUGGAGCAAGUUCCUCACAUCGCCAUUUUCUGUCAAGAGAACAGACCUUCCAUUCCGUUUGCCUUCUCUAAAUACUUGCUACCGAUCGUCGUGAGAUACCUGGCUGAUCAGAACAACCAGGUCAGAAAGACCAGCCAGGCAGCCCUGCUGGUGCUGCUGGAGCAGGAGCUGAUUGAGAGGGGGGACAUUGAGACCCUGGUGUGCCCUGUCCUGGUGGACCUGACCGCCCCCGACAGCAAUGACGACGUCAAGACAGAAGCCAUGGCCAUCAUCUGUAAGAUGGCCCCCAUGGUGGGCAAGGACAUCACCGAGCGCCUCUUCCUGCCCCGCUUCUGUGAGAUGUGUUGCGACUGCAGGAUGUUCCACGUACGCAAGGUUUGUGCAGCAAACUUUGGCGACAUUUGCAGUGUUGUCGGAGGAGAUGCGACAGAGGAACUCCUGCUGCCCCGCUUUUUCCAGCUCUGCUCGGACAACGUGUGGGGGGUGAGGAAGGCCUGUGCUGAGUGCUUCAUGACCGUUUCCUCAUCCACCUCGCAGGAAGUGCGCAGGACCAAGCUCUCCUCGCUCUUCAUCAGCCUCAUCAGUGACCCCUCCCGUUGGGUGCGUCAGGCUGCCUUCCAGUCGCUGGGCCAGUUCAUCUCCACGUUCGCCAGCCCCAACAGUGUGGGCCAGUACUUCAGAGAGGGGGAGGUGGGCGAGUGCUACUGUGUCCACCCACAGAACAGUACUGAAGAGAAACCACGGAACCCAGACUCUACAGACCCCUCCCUAAGGGCUAACACAGAGAAUUACUCUCAGAGGCAGGGGGAGGACUUGCCUGCAUGCACAAAUGGCAACCAAGAGGAGGGUUGUCCACAGCAGGACUGCAUUUCGACAGGCGACCUGGGGGAGGGGGUGUUGUGCCGGACAGAGGAGGUAGGGGUGGAUGUGGCAGAGGAAGGGGGUGGGGAGCAGGCGGCGGAGGCCUUGAUGGAUGCCUCGGACGGUGGACCGUGCUGCGAGGAUGCCGACAUAGUUCCAGAGUGCCUCUGUGACGAGAAGCGCAAGAAGGAGCCUUCCUCGCUAACCCCCGACUCCUCCGACACAGCAGGUGCUCGGGAGGAGGAGGAUGCCCCUUCAGGGGAUACUGAGAAUGAGUCACAGCCACCUGAAAAGCACACAACCUCUAAUGAGAAGGAUGACUCACCAGUAGACAUAUCUGAGCCCUCAUCCUUGUCUGAGCCAGUAGAGGAAUCCCCCUCUGUCAGUCCUCAGGACAAUAUCCCCGAGCAGGAGCUCUACAACUCCUUCCACUUCUGGAGGAUGCCCAUCGCUGAGAUGGACCUGGACAUGGAGCUGCUCCAGCAUGGGGAAAGCGGCCAGCAGGAGUCCCCCAGUUAUGGCUCCUCCAGUCAGGGCAAGACUAAGGCCUCGGCACCCGUCCUGGACCGGAAACAGCUGGAAGAGCUGAUUGAAAACCUGGAGCCUCAUAUUGAUGACCCUGACGUGAAAGCACAAGUGGAAGUCCUGACGGCUGCUCUGAGAGCCACCACCAUGGACUCUCACCUAGAGGAUGCCUUCCUGGAGCCCCGGGACAGCAAGGGGGGACACCACCACGACAACCCCUUUGGAGUGCACCAAAUGCCCCUCAUAGGAGACCACUCAGACAUGGAGAGCCGAACCUCGACCCUGCAGAUGAGCCACGGUGAUGACUCUGAGCUGAGCGACAGCAGCUUCAGUCCAGAGGAUGAGAAGAAAUCCAAGCAUCAGGACGUGAUACCCCAGGCCCUGCUGGACCAGUACCUGUCCAUGACGGACCCUUCCAGAGCCCAGACGGUGGACAUGGAGAUCGCCAAGCAUUGUGCCUACAGCCUGCCCGGUGUGGCCAUGACCCUAGGCAGACAGAACUGGCACUGCCUCCGGGAUACCUACGAGACCCUGGCCUCCGACAUGCAGUGGAAAGUGCGUCGGACGCUGGCCUUCUCCAUCCACGAGCUGGCCCUGAUCCUGGGGGACCAGCUGACAGCAGCUGACCUGGUGCCCAUCUUCAACAGCUUCCUCAAGGACCUGGAUGAGGUGCGGGUAGGGGUCCUCAAACACCUCUACGACUUCCUCAAGCUGCUGCACCAGGAGACGCGGCGUAAAUACCUGUACCAGCUCCAGGAGUUCCUGGUCACAGACAACAGCCGAAACUGGCGCUUCCGGUCAGAGCUGGCUGAACAGCUGGUGCUGCUACUGGAGUUGUACAGUGGUCAGGAUGUGUAUGACUACCUUCGUCCUCUGUCCUUCAGCCUGUGUACGGACCGAGUGUCCUCUGUACGCUGGACCUCCUACAAACUGGUGAGUGAGAUCAUCAGGAAGGUGGCGUCGUGCCAGGUGUUGUUGACAGACUUCCUGAGUGAGCUGGUGGAGAAGUUCUGCCACUCUCACAAGUGGUCGGGACGACAGGCCUUCACCUUCGUAUGUCAGCUGGUAAUUGAGGAUGACUGUGUGUCGUUGGAGCAGUUCUCGGAGCACUUGCUAGCCCCUCUGUUACAGCUGGCCUCUGACCCCGUGGCCAACGUCAGGGUGCUGCUGGCCAAGACCAUCCGCCAGAGCCUGGUGGAGAGAGAGUACUUCCUGCAUUCUGCCAACUCCCACCAGGAGGCGCUGGAGCAGACCCUGGUGGCACUGCAGAUGGACCUGGACAAGGACGUCAAGUACUUUGCCAGCGUCCAUCCUGGGAGUACACGCAUCAGUGAGGAUGCCAUGAGCACCACCUCCUCGACCUACUGAGCCCAGAGCACUCCCACCCAUCUCUCUAAACAGACACUCCAUCUGCUCUACUGAACUCAAGCCAGGUAGGGGCCGAGGACUUGAUGUAGCCCUCUUCUAUGGGCACUUAGACUUCCAUACAUACACAAGCGAAGGACCUGCGCAACAACACAAGUUGCCCAAUGCAGUGCAGCACAACUCGACUCACUACAACCUAUUUUUUUUUUAUUUUUUUUUUGUGGUUUGCUUAUAUAUUUUUUGCCACAGAAGCCUUAAGUGUCUUCCUUAAACGUGAAAAUACUUGAAUGUCCAGAUGGAUUUGGGAUCAAAAACACAACGAAUGGAAAGAAACGCACAGGAAACAGAGCUAUAAGGACCAUUUCUCCCCCUCGGCUUCUCUCGUUCUCUCGGUAGAAUCCUCCCCAGACUUAGUGGAAAAGCCAGUAUCUCACAAGCUUUAUGGAAGCACAUAGCAGGAUUACUCUAUCCAACUCAAAAUGUUUAAACAAAGUUUCUGUAAUUGCUUUCCUCUUUGAUACUGUAUAUAUGACUUAUCCUGCAUAUCAACAAAAAACAUCUGUACUAUCACAGCCUGGCUGUGGGGUGCUGUCGGUGGGAAAUGCAGAGUUUGGAAUACAGGGCUCCUGCCUCCAUUGUUUUAACUCUAGUGCAGCACAUUGUUGUACCCAUAGACAGAGGUCCACCCCCUGGCAUGCAGGGGGGUUCCUGUUGUCAAUGAAAAAUAACUAUUGUAUUUUUUAUUAAUAUUAUGGCUGUCUGGUUUGCGGCCUUUAAGCAAGCAGAGAGAUCCAUUUGUAAAAGGUCAGCACACACUCACUUGAAACGGGGUAUUUUAACCUGAGAAUAAAAUACUGCGACCCCCCCCCCCCCCCCCCCCCCCCUCCGUUCUCCUUUUUGCUUUGUCCGUCCCCCUUCUCUCCCUUAUACCUUAUCUGUACAUAUCUCUAGUAACCUUUAUCCAUUUUGAUCAUGAAUAGAAUUGUGAUACAAUUUUGUUCUGUUUUACCUUUCUCAACAUGAAAUGAAAUAAAAAGCAGGCACUAAAA